CCUGUCCAAUCCACAGUUCUGCCAGUGAUCUUUUCAAAACAGACAGAGAUCAUGCCCUACUCACAAACGUCCAGUGGCUCUCCACUACCUACAGAACAAAAUCAAGAUCGUCCUGUGAUCUGCUCCCAGCUACCUUUCCUGCUUCCUCUCCUGCCACUCGCGUCCCACCCUGGGCUCUGGUCACACCAGGCCCAUGUCCUGUUGCUCUAAUUCACCCUCCAGCUCCUUCCUGGACCUGCACUCACGGGUCAUCUCCUGGAAGGCCUUUGCUGAUGUACUCUUGCCAUCAGAAGUAACUGCUCUUUCCUCUAACCUGCAAGAGGACUUGUGCCUUUACCACUUUGACUUCUGGCAUGCUGGCCGCUGCAGAGGCUGCAUCUGCAUCUAUCCCCCUGCCUCAAGGCAUCUUUCUCGCAAUGCCUAAAACACUGCCUGCCCCAUGAAGGAGCUCACUGUUAAGUGAACUGAAUCAAGAUUGAUAAUCCACCUCCAAUUUUCAACACCAGAGUGCCCAACAGGUCCAUCACUCAUUCCUGGUGACAGCGUGGUGGGCUCUGGGUGGGCACACACAUAGAAACGUUGGUCCCGACACAGUAUCUCCUGGGAGGGAUGUCUGCUAAGAAUUUGGACCCGGAACAAAAGCAAAAAUUGACAAUCAGGACCACACCAAAAUAAAGAGCUUUGCAAAGCAAAGGAAACCAUCAACAAAAUGAAAAGGCAGCCUACUGAAUGGGAGAAGUUAUUUGCAAAUGACAUCUCCCAUAAGGAGUUAAUAUCCAAAAUACACAAAGAACUUAUACAGCUCAACACCAAAAAAACACAAAUAAUCCAACUUAGAAAAUGGGCAGAGGACCUGAGUAGACAUUUUUCCAAAGAAGACAUACAGAUGGCCAAUAGACACAUAAAAAGAUGCUCAACAUCACUCAUCAUCAAGAGCUGCAAAAUCAAAACCACAAUGAAGGAUCACCUCACAUCAGUCAGAAUGGCUAGUAUCAAAAAGAAAUGACAAGUGUUGGCGAGAAUGUGGUGGAAAGGGAGCUUCUUUGUACUGUUGGCGGAAAGAAAAAUGGGUCCACCCACUGUGGAAAACAGUAUGAAAACACUAAUUGAAAAAAAAAUAUCUGCACCCCUAUGUUCAUUACAGCAUUAUUUACAAUAGCCAAGAUACGGAAGCAACCUGUGUUCACUGACAAAGGAAAUGUGGUGUGUAUGUGCUCUCUGUAUAUUCUAUAUAUGCUCUAAUCAUAUGUUAUAAAUAUAAUAUAUAAUGCAAUAUUGAUCAGCCAUAAAAAAAGGACCAAGAUCCUGCCAAGUGAAAUUUUCAGACAGAGAAAGGCAAAUGCCAUUUGAUUUCACUCAUAUAUAUAAUCUAAAAAAGACAAGUGAACGAAUAAACAACAAAAAUAGACUCAUAAAUACAGAGAAUUGGUGGUUGCCAGAGAGGAGGAGAGUUGGAGGGUGGGCAAAAUAGGUGUAGGGGAUCAAGAGGUACAAACUUCCAGUUAUAAAACAAAUCUGGGGAGUGAAAAGUACAGCAUCGGGAAUAUAGUCAGUCAACGUUGCAUGGUACCAUGCAGACAGUGGUAAGCAGUGGUGGUAAGCAGUGUGUAACGUAUAGAAUUAUCAAAUCCCUAUGUUAUACACCUGAGACUAACAUAAUACUGUGUGUCAGUACUUCGAUAUAUAAGAUUAACAAAAAAAAAAGGAUCUGGACUUAACCAGAGUUGCCCAGAAUCCUCGCAGGAGAAACGGCACACCAAAAUAAAAGGCUUUUGCACAAAGGAAACCGUCAACAGAAUGAAAAAGCAACGUACCAAAUGCGAGAAGAAAGGGUACCUUCUGGAGGAAGGGCAAGCUUUCCCGCACCCAUCCUCUCCUCCUGGGGAGCCACCACCCCCUGCAAGGUCAGGCGUCAUUCCCACCCUUUCAUGAAUCCUCUCCUGACCGGGUCCAUAAGGGAUCUCACCCUCCUCUCAACUUCUGACUCCUAAUUAAAGACAACUAAUCUGCUGCUAAAUUAGGUACCAUCUUGAGUCGUCUUUUGUCCUGAGUUUACAUCUCUGUUUGGCUUAAUAGGUAGAUUUGACCAGAUGAGGGCAGAUAAAGAAGAGCUGGGAUUAAAUCCCAGGCCCCUCUCCUUUUCUGUCUGGAUACCCUUCCUCUCUAGCUUAAAACCUUCCCAUGUGGCUUCAUAAGGACCUGAUUUGGUCAGAAAAGCCACUCUUCGAGUUAGGACAUUUAGCCUGGCGCCUCAGGAGGCUAACAACAGCUGGAGAGCUCUGGUGCCCAAUUCCUGAUUAGGAGGGAGGCCCCCAGCGCAGGCUCCCUCAUUCACCCCGACCCUGUUUGUGCACCAGAGAGCAGAACCCCUUUUCCCUAGAGAACAGGUGAACCCGCCUCCCCCCCCCUUACAAAACCCUCAGCUGGGUUUCUAUCCCCUCACCUCUAAUAAAACUAGAGAAAACAACAGCGCGGAGCAUGGGCAGGAGCGAAGUGGGCGACGAGAACAGAUGGGGGCUCUCGGGCACACGCCACCUCUUGCAUCCUGACGUCAGACGGCUCCCACUGGGAGGCAGGGCAGGUGUCCCAGCCCUGAGGACCCUCCCUCGAACAACCCUCGAAGCCCCCUCUGCCGGGUCCCUGCCCUUCCCCUAGGGCCAGCCCCAAAACGUAGGCCUCAACCCGGGGGGGGGGGGCUGCCCCUCCCACGCCACCCCCUCCUCCCUCACCUUCCUGCCCACCCAUUUGCCUCGGUCUGGGCGGCAGGAAGGGAGGUGCUGGGCACCGGCCGUGAAGAGCAACCCCCACCCCCCUUCCCUCGCUCAGAGCUCCCGCCGCCCGCACCCAGGCUGCGUCCCGCACAGGCCUCGCGGCCGCCCGCCAUGCACCGCACCGAGCCCUGGAUCCCCAGCCCGGGGACGGCGUCCUGGGACUACUCGGGGUCCGGCGACCUGGAGGAGCUGGAGCCGUGCCCGGUCCGGGACCUGCCCUACGGCUACGCCUACGUGCCCGUGCUCUACCUGGCGGCCUUCGCGGUGGGCCUGCUGGGCAACUCCUUCGUGGUGUGGCUGCUGGCCCGGCGGCGCGGCCCGCGGCGGCUCGUGGACACCUUCGUGCUGCACCUGGCCGCCGCCGACCUGGGCCUCGUGCUCACGCUGCCGCUGUGGGCGGUGGCGGCGGCGCAGGGCGGCCGCUGGCCCUUCGGCGAGGGCCUCUGCAAGCUCAGCGGCUUCGCGCUGGCCGGCACGCGCUGCGCAGGCGCGCUGCUGCUGGCGGGCCUGAGCGUGGACCGCUACCUGGCGGUGGUGAAGCUGCUCGAGGCGCGGCCGCUGCGCACCCGGCGCUGCGCGCUGGCCGCCUGCUGCGGCGUCUGGGCCGCGGCGCUCCUGGCCGGCCUGCCCUCCCUGGCCUACCGGGGGCUGCGGCCCCUCCCCGGCGGCGGCCGGGGCAGCCAGUGCGGGGAGCAGCCCUCCGACGCCUUCCAGGUGCUGAGCCUGCUGCUGCUGCUGCUCACGUGCGCGCUGCCCUUGGGCGUCAGCCUGGUCUGCUACUGCCUCAUCUCGCGCCGCCUGCGCCGCCCGCCGCACCCGGGCCGGGCCCGGAGGAACUCGCUGCGCAUCAUCUUCGCCGUCGAGGGCGCCUUCGUGGGCUCCUGGCUGCCCUUCGGCGUCCUGCGGGCCGUCUUCCACCUGGCGCGCCUGGGGGCGCUGCCGCUGCCCUGCGGCCUGCUGCUGGCGCUGCGCUGGGGCCUCGGCAUCGCCACCUGCCUGGCCUUCGUCAACAGCUGCGCCAACCCGCUCAUCUACCUGCUGCUGGACCGCUCGUUCCGCGCCCGCGCCUGGCGCGGGGUCUGCGGGCGCGCCGACCGCCCGGCGCGCAGAGGCAGCUCGGCGUCCUCGCUCUCCAGGGACGACAGCUCCGUGUUCCGGAGCCCGGCCGGCAGCUGGGAGCGAGCCCGGACGGCGAACGCUGGCCGGGCCCUGCUGUAGCUGUCCCGCGCCCGGCGGAGGUGGCGGCGCCGGAGCCCGCGGGGGAGGGAGGCCCGGGGAGGGGGGGGGGGAGACUCCCCAGACGAGCCUUCUCGGCUGGGGGCCGGCACUGCCCGGACUCCCAGGGCCUCCUUCAUUAGCUUCCCCGGAACCUCAGCGCUUUUGGAACUCCCGCCCCCAAACCAGCCUGCUGAGAACAGCUGUUCUCUCAGCCCAGUGAGCAAGUGGGGCUAAUUCCAGUUCAGUAAAGGUCCUAUGAGAUGGAGCAGACAGCAGUCCGGACACCCACCGUUUCGCCAAGUAGAAGAAAGGGAAGUGGUUUCCUUCUCUGCCCCAUUAGGAAUAGCGCUGGCCAGAAUACCAAACCCAGACCCCCCAAAAGCUACUGUUGUCUCCAGCUAUGCUUUCUCUGAACCCCUACAAGAGCCAGUCUUCUGAGAAAUACCUUCUCGAAGUCAGACCCUCUGGCCCUCUCACUCUACAAGAAAUUCUAUAGAUUAUGGGAAUUGACAGCCCUUUUGUAUUUAGUCAGCUUUGUGUGCUCACCGAAGCCAUGGGAACCAGCCCCAGUGUGCGCUGCCCAGUUUAUUCCUCCUGACAAUUUCCCGGAAAGUGCUAGGCCUACCCUAGUUUUGUAUCCUCUCCCCAGUCCCAUGAAGCGGACAGACUCACCCUGGAAAUUAUCUUGGCCCUUUCCUCCGGGCAGAAGAUUCUGAAACCUUUCGCCAGACAUUCAGAUUCUCUAUCACUCAGCCCGGGCCACCAGAAUCAUCUGUGUCAGUUCACCUUUCUCAAUAAAAACUGUUG
Messenger RNA from Mirounga angustirostris (Northern elephant seal), 4796 nucleotides. RefSeq names its product G protein-coupled receptor 25 (gene GPR25). Gene Ontology annotation, cellular component: external side of plasma membrane; membrane. The record is from RefSeq and is a predicted model, not a curated record. Lineage: Eukaryota; Metazoa; Chordata; Mammalia; Carnivora; Phocidae. Gene Ontology annotation, molecular function: C-C chemokine receptor activity; C-C chemokine binding. The coding region runs from base 2883 to 3989 and encodes 368 amino acids. Gene Ontology annotation, biological process: G protein-coupled receptor signaling pathway; cell chemotaxis; positive regulation of cytosolic calcium ion concentration. The transcript has a single exon.